Messenger RNA from Zingiber officinale, 1796 nucleotides. RefSeq names its product SKP1-like protein 21. Bases 313 to 1473 code for a protein of 386 amino acids. NCBI's taxonomy places the organism in Eukaryota, Viridiplantae, Streptophyta, Magnoliopsida, Zingiberales, Zingiberaceae. Gene Ontology annotation, biological process: SCF-dependent proteasomal ubiquitin-dependent protein catabolic process. Gene Ontology annotation, molecular function: cullin family protein binding. The record is from RefSeq and is a predicted model, not a curated record. The transcript has 11 exons. Gene Ontology annotation, cellular component: nucleus; cytoplasm.
AUUUCAACCUCUGAUUGAAAGAGAAAUCUUUACAAAACCCCUAGAAUUCUUCCAUGUCCUCCUCGAUUUGAACUACGAGCUUUCACCUCUCUCGAUCAGUUCCUUCUUCGAACACGCAAUUUCUAGCUCUCUCAUACCUAGCCUCAGGCCGCGGGGAGUCCUUAGCCGCCAGCAGCUCCAGGAAGCUGCUUCGGUAGACGUUCUGGUUUAAUCUGUUGUUAGGAAAAAGGAAGUAAGUUGAGAAUAUAUUUUGUGGUAACAUCAAGAAAGUGUAUGUCUCAUUGGUGACCUUAUUGAUGCUGGAAGGCUCACAUGCAAUCAGUCUUGUUACAACAUGAGACCAACCAAUCCAAACUAGUCAUUCUUGACUCGGUGGGGUUUUGCUGUAUUUUCUUGUCAUCCAUUUUCCCUACAUUUCUUGAAAAGAGUUGCAUACCCAUGUCAGAAAAUGAGAAGGCUAUAAUAAAACCAGAGGCAAUGAAGCCCUUUAUAUGGCUCCAAUGUGCUGAUGGAUCCAUUCAACAAGUUGAAGAGGAGGUUGUGAUGUUCUGUCCUAUGAUAUACCGGGAGAUCCUUCAGACAGGGAUGGGUUCUUCUCAAAAUUCUGCUAUAUGUUUACCUGAUCGCGUCAACCCUGCUAUUCUCAGCUUAAUUUUUGAAUAUUGUCGAUUUCAUCAAGUAUUAGGCCGCUCUAACAAGGAACGAAAAUCCUUUGAUGAGAAAUUCAUCAGGAUGGACACCAAAAAACUAUGUGAGUUAACUUCUGCAGCAGACAGCCUCCAGCUGAAGCCAUUGGUUGAUCUCACUAGUCGUGCAUUGGCUCGUAUGAUAGAGGGGAAGACACCAGAAGAAAUUCGUGAAACAUUUCAUUUACCUGAUGACCUUACAGAGGAAGAGAAGCUGGAGCCACUGAAAAAUGUAAAUGAUGAUCCACGAAUACGGCUACUCAAUCGGCUAUAUGCUAAGAAACGAAAAGAAUUAAAGGAGCGUCAAAAAUUAAAGGACAUUGAAGCAGAGGAAGAAAAGAAAGAUGAACGCUCAGUUGAUGAAAUCUUAUCUUUUAUCAAUGGAGAAGAAGAUUCCAAAGGUGUUAAUGCUAUUAAAAGUAAGAAAAAGAACAGGAAGAAGAGAGAUUCCCAUAAAGAUAUUUGUGGACAAGAAUCAAUCAGACUCAAGAACAAGAAGGAAGCCAACUUUUCUCCAAGUGCAAGUCAAUGUUCAGAUGCCCGAGAUAAUGACGAUGACACUUUUCCAUCAAAUGGUGAAUUUGAAGAUGGUGAUAUUGAUGAUUUGGAUCCUGCGGUUAAGGAAGAACUUGAUAGAGAAGUAGAAGAUUUUGCCAGGAGAUUGAAUUCUGAUUGGCCUGAAAGAAUGCAAGAAUUCUUGUCUUUGGGACAAAACCAAAAACUUGUUCCGAAUAGAGCUAGUUCGCACGGUUCACUUCACGAGACCACAGGCAUGGACAGGAGAUAACGAGUGCUACCUCAAUCACUUUAUACAUGGAGAACUCUAAUGAGAGAACUCACUCCUGAACUUUUUGUUGCUGGCUAAAAACCAUCUUGUGGGAAACUCAAGAGACUUUCCAGUUUUCUUUUCGAUUCUUUUUUAUUUGCAUUUUAAAAACUUAAUGCCCUUAGCCAGUAGGCAGAGUUGCCUCGCCCAUCUCUUCUGUAAAAUUUUGCUGCUCCUGUUUUUAUUUUGUAUUUUGUAUUUUAAUUUUUGCAUGCUGUAACAACUGGAGAUGGUAAAAUUUAACAUUAGCACUUACUGCUACAAUCAACUCAUUCUAUUCUUCA